UUCUCUGUACCUAUAUUUUCGAAGUUCAUUUGAAAAUUACAUAAUAUACCUAUUGUGUUACUUUUAUCAACGUUUUCAAUUUUCUCUCUGACGGAUCAGAAGAAAAACCAAUUAAUGUACCCAUAAUCCAAUUUAAAUAUAUUGAAUAUAAAAAACACCUAUAUAUAUAUUUAGGUGUAGGUAUUAUAACUUCGAUAAAUUAUUAUAUGUUAUCAUUGAAAAUUAAUGACAAGAAUAUCCGAACAGUUUUUACAUGAUAUUGGUAAAUUUGGUAACGGUUUACAACGUCGAACAAUAUUAUAAGGAACAAAACGUUUGAUGCUGGAGAAUAUCAAAUACAACAUUAUAUAACACUGUGUAACGAUAUUAGAGGAAAAAAAUGAAAUUGAACAGAUAAAACGCAGGGCUGUAUAUAGAAUAGCAGAAAAGUUGAAACAAAUGCACCAUAGUACGUUAUGUUAUUCGUUCAAAGUUUUAAGAAAUAUACUUAAAAUCAAAUAAAAAUGAAUUUCUAUCAGAAUUGCAUCGUAUUCUUUAUAACUCAUAAGUAUGUUUUAUGGAUUCUGAUAUCACAACAAAUUCUAUACACAUCUACUGUUACUUCAAAUCAUUUUGACUAUGAAGUAUCGGAAAAAAGUGGUUUACCGUUCAUGAAUUAUCAUGGUACACCUGAAACUAAAGAUGACAUGGAAAAGAAGGACGCUAUGGACACAUAUAAUUUAGCUUUAUCAAAUGAUAUGGAUGAUGUGGAUGAUAUAGAUGGUGAACAAUAUAGUUAUGACAGUAAUAAUCCACACAGUAUAGAGAUUCCAUUUUAUUGGGUUAUUGAUGUUAAUGGCCGAAAACAUAAAAAAAAAUAUCCUCACGCUCAUUUACGAAAAUCGAGAGAUGUAAAUUAUAAAAAAACACAUCACAAAUCACCAGCGAAAUCAAGUAAAAAUAAUGAUCAUGAAUUGGAAAAUCAUUUAAAAAAAAAAGAAAAAAGAAGUAGAUAUAAAAAAUUGAAUGAUUACAAGCACGAUAAUGAAGAAUUAGUAAAACAUUUAAAACACAAGGUUGGCAAAAAAACAAAUAAAAUAUUAAAAGAUGAAUCAAGACAUAGAUUAAGUAAAGAUCACCAGGUUUUGACAAGUAAGAAAUCUAAAAAACCAUCAUCUCAUAAAAUACGCAAGAGAUCAAGUAAAAUAUUAACGGAUACAACAAUAGAUAAUAUGUCAACGAAAGAUUCAAAUGAAUUGAAUAAAAAAGUGAGUAAAAUAACCGGAUCUAGCUCAGAAGAUUCAAGUAAUUCAGACAAAGACAUAAAAAAUGUAGCAAAAAUACAUUCAAGUGAAAAUUCAAAUAAAAAAACAGAAAAUAUAUCAAAAAAUCAACCAAAAUUAGAAACACAUAAUGAGUUAGAUAAAACCUCAUAACAAUGCAAAGAAUAAGAAUCAAAAUCUUAGUUCAAGUAGUAAAAUAGAUAAACCAAGUAAAAAUUAAAAGAAGCUCACGCCAA
Molecule: messenger RNA, 1498 nt
Organism: Acyrthosiphon pisum (pea aphid)
Lineage: Eukaryota; Metazoa; Arthropoda; Insecta; Hemiptera; Aphididae
Exons: 4
Coding region: 504-1415 (303 amino acids)
Source: RefSeq, a predicted model, not a curated record